CUGAGAUGCUCUCAAGAACCCGUGCAGCCCUAGCGGUGGUGGUAUUAACUGGGCUCCCUGGGAAAGUCUGCGGAGAGAGGGAGAGGGGGGACGAGCCGAGCCGGAGACGAGAGAUCAUGGCGGCACCUCUCGGACGGGACACCCUACCUGACCACUGGUCGUACGGAGUUUGCAGAGAUGGUCGGGUCUUCUUCAUCAAUGAUAAAACUCAUAGCACUACUUGGCUACAUCCACGCACUGGUGAACCUGUUAACUCGGGACACAUGAUCCGGUCAGAUUUACCAAGAGGAUGGGAAGAGGGCUUCACGGACGAAGGAGCCAGCUACUUCAUCAACCACAACUUGAGGAGUACAUCGUUCCGGCAUCCUGUCACCAGGCAGAUUUCCCCUGAAAACACAGAAUACACACUACAGGACAGGUUAGAAGCCCGUAUGUCCAAGUCAGCGGCAAGUCAGAGAUCCCCCAGCAUGGUCACAGACUCCUCUAAAGCCGUGACCCCAGCAGCAGUGGAUGGCACCUCAGGGCCAAAGGGCUCCAGAGGUCCGGGGAAAGUACACAGCUUCGGCAAGAGGGAUCAUUCUAUUAAAAGAAACCUCAACAUCCCCGUGGUGGUGCGAGGCUGGCUCUAUAAACAGGACAGCUCUGGUAUGCGACUGUGGAAAAGGAAGUGGUUUGUUUUGUCAGACUUCUGCUUGUUUUACUACAAAGACAGCCGAGAGGAGACGGUGCUGGGAAGUAUCCCUCUGCCAAGUUAUGUCAUAGCACCAGUUGAGCCUGAUGACCACAUAAACCGCAAAUACGCUUUCAAGGCGAGCCAUACUGGAAUGCGCUCCUACAUUUACAAUAAGAACUCUGUGAUUGGCUCACAGGCAGAACACUGCGGGAUGCGGACAUAUUACUUCAGUGCGGACACACAGGAAGACAUGAAUGGCUGGAUCCGGGCCAUGAACCAGGCUGCGCUGAUGCAGCAGAGUCACACUAUAAAGAGAGAGGUGGAGAAGCCAAAGAAGGCUGUGCAGCUUGCCGUCCCACAAACCAACCAUGUCCACAUCAACCAGCACUCAUCUCAGUCAGAAGGCCAUCGAAGGACAGACAGAGAGGAACCUCGAGAUAACGGCGUCCAUCCGUCUCAUGGAGACGAGCUGAGGUACGGAUUAGAGAUUCAGGCGAGGCCCAGCCAUUCAGCCACCGAGAGACUCUCUCCAGACUCGCUUGACAGUGCAGCACACAACAAUGGACAGCAAACUGUGAUCCAGGUGGCUCUGCCCCCUGAACAGAAUGGAAACCUGGUCUAUCAGAGGGGCUUUGUGGCACGGAAAGACUCUGAGAAACACGUGCAGAGGAAGAAUACGCUGGCUCAGGUGGAGCAUUGGGUCAAAGUACAGAAAGCGGACCCACCCAAGAGUGCUCAGUCUGCUGAGUACAACUUCCCUCGACGGACCCCUCCCUUAAAGCCCAAAGCCAGCACAGUGGAUGCCACCUAUCAUUCAUUGCCAAAGUCUCCCCGUCUCCCGUCUGGCAGCAGCUCUCCUCCUGCCACAUGCAACCUGCCCAGCGACUACAAGUAUGCCCAUGACCGGCUCAGCCACUUCCGCAUGUCCACCGACGAGCGAAUGGCCACCAAGGAGGGGAUGGUGUGGCAGCUGUACGAGUGGCAGCAGCGGCAGCAGUUCCGUCACGGCAGCCCCACCGCUCCUAUCUACACGGGUCCUAACUUCACAGACGCUUCAUCUUUUAGAGUGACCCUGGAGAUGCCACGUUCCCUCUCUGUGCCCCCGUCCCCGUGUGAAGUCCCACCGUCGCUCCAGUCCUUCAAACCUCUGUCCCCUCGCAGGCCACACACUCCCUCAGACAGACGCACCGUCAGGCCGCUGGAUGAACUGUUAGCUGGGGACAGCACAAGAUCCAGCUCCCCUGGCCAUAUAUGUGCCCAGCUCUCUCAGACUUCACAAAUAGAGAGAAGGUCCAUGCCAGCCAUGGGCUACAUCACACACACUGUCAGUGCACCCAGCCUGCAUGGAAAGACGGCUGAUGAUACUUACAUACAACUGAAGAAGGACCUGGAGUAUCUAGAUCUGAAGGUCACUGGACGUGAGAGUUUCAAAACAGAAAGACCGUCGAGGCCUGUGAAAAUAGCAGAAAGUGAUGCCGACGUGAAAUUAAGUCGACUGUGUGAACAAGACAAGAUCCUACAAGAGCUGGAGGCCAGGAUACGUGCUUUAAAAGAGGACAAGGACAAGCUGGAGUCUGUGCUGGAUGUUUCCCACCAGCAGAUGGAGCAGUACCGAGAUCAGCCGGCACACGCUGAGAAGAUUGCCUAUCAGCAGAAAUUACUACAGGAGGACGUGGUGCACAUCAGGGCUGAGAUAUCACAAGUUUCCACUGAGAUGGAGAACGCAUGGAGUGAGUACAGCCGGCUGGAGAGAGAUGUGGACUGGCUGAAGUCAGCCCUGCAGGGACACAUGACCCGAAGUGAUCUAUCUCAGCAAGAGAAAGUCCAGAUCAGAAAAGAGCUGUGGAGGAUUGAGGAUGUCAUUGCCGGCCUCAGCACCAGUAAAGCCAUCUACAAAGUCACUAUCUCCUCUGUUACCAACCCAGUGUCGGCGUCAUCAGUGCCUUCUGUGUCUGGGAGCCCGUCUGCUAUGGAGAUGAGACUGUCGCAGCACAGCCCCCACCUCAGCCCCAGUAUGCACACCCCCACCCUGUUCUCCAGCCCCAGCCAGCAACCCUUACAACACUCUGCAACUAUCACCUGUGGGCUUAACUGGGGUGAGGAUGAUGUGCCUCCCAGACCUCCUCUACCUCAGCUCUACAGUCCUGAAGAGCACCCCCCUGCUGUGCCCCCUCUCCCCCGAGAGACCACAGUCAUCAGACACACUUCUGUACGCGGCCUCAAACGACAGUCGGAUGAACGCAAAAGGGACCGAGAGAUUGGCCAGUACACCAACGGAGACGGAAAGGUGGAACUUAGACCCUUCCUGAGUGAUCCAGAGCUCAUGGGAGUUGGAGACAGCUCCAGCUACAUUACUGUAGUGACAUCGUCUGGACCUGAAGGUUACCAGACUUUACCCAGCAGAGGAGUGGCUGGCUCCUCACUUAGACUAAAUCAGUCUUCAAGCAUCUCCUCAUAUGUAACUCUCCGUAGAGCAGCGUCAGCUGCCGGCGUAAAGGAGAGACCAAAAAGUGCCUUGGAGCGUCUGUACUCUGUGGACCCGGUGCAGCAGCAGCAGAGGGGGAAGAUGAGUGCUGAUGAGCAGCUGGAGAGGAUGAAGAGGCACCAGAAGGCCCUCGUCCGCCAGCGCAAACGCACCCUGAGUCACGGGGACCGCCAGUCCUCUGCAUCGCCGCGCCCCUCGUCCUCGCGCCCCCUUUCAGCAGACUUGGGAUCAGUAUGUCACUAGAACAAUAUCGCACGUCACCCCCCUCAUGCAUGACGAGAACCAACCCGAGAGUGAUGGUGGACAGUAGUCAUGCAUGCCUGUAGUCUGUCUUUUCUCUGGUCCUGACAUCACAGAGUUCAAAGUAAUCCAGUAAAUUAGAGCAGUGUGGAUAUUCACCAUGUGCCUCUAACUCUUAUAUAACUUAUAUACUUGUUAUUUAGACUUUAGAAGGCCUUUUAGAGCCAACAUUUGACUUGUCUCGCAAGAAAAGCCCAGAUAUUACCAAUUACAAUAAUAAUAAUUAUAACACAAUGAUAACAAUGUGUUUUAAUCCUGUGCUUUCCUUAUUGUGACUUGUCAAAUGUUGUCUUUGAGUAAGCCCUUCAUAGAGAACAACAGGUCUUACUUUACCUAGCACUCACUCACCUUUAGCACAAAGUGUUCACAGUACUUAUGUAAUCAUAAAGAAGGGUUUAUUAAAAAGUGGAAAUAAUGUUAAUUAUAAAUAGUAAUAACAUCUUUGCUCAGAGUGUUGGCUCAUGAAUUUCUUGCUUAGCAAACUCGCCACAAUAAUAACCUCAGACGCAGGCCUUCCAGCCGCUGACCCUCAUACUCACUCAUUUAUACUCACUCUUAAAGAUACUAACACUCCUUCAUCCAUUCAUCUCUUCCAUCCUCACUCAUCUUCUUUUCACUGUGUUGUUGUGUUUUCACCAUACUAGCAUGCUCUUUUCUAUGCAGUAACAGUGUCUUGUGCAUUCUCCUCUUACUUAGCCGCCUCCUCCUCUUUGAGAACUUCCAUUCAUUUGUGUAUAUGUGUGUGUGUGUGUGUGUGUGUGUGUGUGUGUGUUUGUGUGUGUGAAUGUGGGAGAGAAAGAGAGAGAGGAAAAAGUGCCUUGUUAUUUUCUACUGACCAAAACAUUGACAUACACAGAGCAAUGCAUACUUAAGCCUCGCUCAUCCAAACCUAAUCAUGGCUUCUUCUUGCUGGAUGCUCCUUACUUAAGUCAAGGUGUACUGAAGACGGUGUAGGUGUUAAAGAGCUCGGGCUUACGUUGUGAAGCUUAAGACGGAGAUGGAGCUCUUAAUUUAGAUAACACUAAUGUGUAUGACGUCCUCUGAUUUCAGUAUUUUUUUAUCUGCUAAUUAAUUGUUAGUUUUAAGAAUCAUUUUUUAAAUGUGAAUGCUUGAAAAUAAAUAAACAUUAUUUUCUAAUGAA
Notolabrus celidotus (New Zealand spotty) is the source of this 4599-nucleotide messenger RNA. It is a transcript of the gene plekha7b, whose product is annotated as pleckstrin homology domain containing, family A member 7b. The transcript has 24 exons. Gene Ontology annotation, molecular function: protein binding. Lineage: Eukaryota; Metazoa; Chordata; Actinopteri; Labriformes; Labridae. Bases 6 to 3401 code for a protein of 1131 amino acids. The record is from RefSeq and is a predicted model, not a curated record.